AUGUGGUUCUACGUAACGAUAGGAAUUCUUCUCGGCUAUACCAUAGCUCUAGCUGCAUUCUUUAUGGGCUGGUGUACUCUGGUUCCGAUACGAUGUCAUCCACGGAAAGAAAUCCCAUUCAGUUUGGUGAAGUCACCUCGGAGAAAUACAAUGUAUUUUGAGAUCGACUCCACUACUUCAAGCAUAUCAACGGAUACGCUCAAGCAAGUGACUCAAAAGUCCGCAGCAGUCAAUAAGUACUUCGACAACAAGAAGCAUUCCCUUAGUCUUCCUGCCGUUCCUCACAAGUGCAUUGAUCACCUUUAUCCACAGCUUUCGCUACCUCCAGUUGCAGUCAACAUAGAUGCGCAGUAUGAGUUCGAACAACUUCUCAAAACUCCAGGGCGAGCCUGGCGUGAGCACAGCAGCUUCUCUGGAACUGUUUGA
Molecule: messenger RNA, 426 nt
Organism: Cylicocyclus nassatus
Lineage: Eukaryota; Metazoa; Nematoda; Chromadorea; Rhabditida; Strongylidae
Source: the annotation of a GenBank genome assembly